Entamoeba dispar SAW760 is the source of this 900-nucleotide messenger RNA. RefSeq lists its product as uncharacterized. The record is from RefSeq and is a predicted model, not a curated record. Bases 1 to 900 code for a protein of 299 amino acids. Gene Ontology annotation, molecular function: protein binding. NCBI's taxonomy places the organism in Eukaryota, Evosea, Mastigamoebida, Endamoebidae. The transcript has a single exon.
AUGGAAAGUAUUAUUAUAAAAUAUCUCCAUUUGAAGGACGUAUGUAAUUUAAUUCUUGUUAAUAAAAAAUGGAAAGAUAUUAUUUCUAAUAUUACCACUAACCCCAAUAAUGACGAGUUAAAGAAAGAACUCAAAAUCUUUCCAAAAGUCGAAGAAAUUCAUGGCGAAAUCGAAGAAAUAGAAGAACUAAAAGAUUUAGUAAAAAGGAGUAAAGCAUUUUAUAUUAAAUAUAAAAGUUGUUAUUUAACUCAAUACGAUACAGAGUUUGAAAUUAGAAACAAAAUUAAAUUUAUUGAAUCUACUACAAAUUGCCUUUCACCUUUCAACGGAUUAUUAGGGAUGACUAAAUUAGAAGUUAUUAAAAUACAUAUUUAUUUUGAUGAGGUUGAUAGUGAUGAUGAUGACAUUACAACAUUUAAAUCAUUCUUUUUAAAUUUAAAGCAAUUAACUUCUUUAAAAAAGGUAAUUGUUUAUUGUCAUUAUUAUGAUGUUUUAACAAUAAUUUCUAUGAUUAAUCUUUCAUGUGAAAUUCUUUUAUAUGUUGAUGAAUGGUUUUGUUACAAUAAUGACAAAUUAAAUAAACAUUUGAAAUUUAAGCCAAAUAUUAAAAUAAUUACUUUUAUUAAUAAAUCAUCUUAUCCUCUUAUUCAAUUACCAAUAAAAAAUACUUAUAUUAUUAAUAUUAUAUUCUUUAAUCAAUAUUUUCUUUUAGAGUCUUUCCUUAAAUCAUAUCAACCAAUUCAUCUACGUAUUGAUUGUAUGAAUAUUCAAGAAUUUAAUGAUAAAUCAAUAGAUAAUCUUAAAAAAUCUACAGUUAAAAGUAUUCAAUUAGAUAAUAUUAGAAAGAUUCCUAAAAUAUUACAAAAUACUUCUAUCACAAUUUCUCUAUCACAAAUUUAA